Auxenochlorella protothecoides is the source of this 1524-nucleotide messenger RNA. RefSeq lists its product as hypothetical. The record is from RefSeq and is a predicted model, not a curated record. Gene Ontology annotation, cellular component: mediator complex. The coding region runs from base 1 to 1524 and encodes 507 amino acids. NCBI's taxonomy places the organism in Eukaryota, Viridiplantae, Chlorophyta, Trebouxiophyceae, Chlorellales, Chlorellaceae. Gene Ontology annotation, molecular function: transcription coregulator activity. The transcript has 5 exons. Gene Ontology annotation, biological process: regulation of transcription by RNA polymerase II.
AUGGCAGCCCCCGGACACUCUCACGCGCUGCAGAGUCCAGUAGAGCUGACGGAGGGCGGCGUGGAGGCACCCUCACAGCCAGGGAGUUUGCUGGACUUUGAACUGGCCACACCCCCGCUUCGAGUUGGGUACCAGGGAGACUGGCUGGAUGUCAGCCCUGCCAUGCUUGCAACAUGGGACAUCAGCCCCCUGGAGCCCAUGGGGGAGCCAAAGCAUCUGCAUGCCUACGCCCUGUGCCAAACUGGCUGCAAGGAGGCCACGCACGCCUUUUGCAAGGAUGUGGGCGCCUGGUACGGAAUGUGCGGCCUGGGCGAGAUGCGGUGUCCCCCAGACUCGGUGCAGACGUGGUGGGGAUCCGAAGCGACAGGCGAGGAGGAGGGCGGAGGCUCGUUCGCAGCCGCGCUCGCCGACACCGUGGACCGCAUGGUCGCCGACGCCGCGCAGCUGCCGCGACUGGGGCCCUCCGACGCGCUCUCCACCCCUCUCCUCCCCAGCGCCGUGCUCUUCCUGGUGUGUCCCCAGGGCCCGGCCCCCGCACGGCUGCUGCAGGCCGCUACGGAGGCGUGGGCGGCGGCCGCCCUUGCGGGGGGAUUGGCGGGACGCGGUGAGAGGCCGCAGGAGAGCUGGCUCACGGGGCCGGCCACGCCCCCCUGCGUCGACGCGCAGGCGCCGCCCUACGGCGCGGCGGGGUCGGAGCUGUACAGCGGGCGCGGCGUGCCGGACCCCGGGCUGGGGAACGAUGAGUCUGCCGUCCUCGACCUGGGCCCCUGCGGCGCCCGCCAGGCCGCCUUCCUGGCCUUUGCAGCUUCUUCGAACGUUCCCACGGAGGGUGCAGGGCCGGGGCCUCAGGACCCCGGCGCCCUGGCCGGCCUCACAAGCGCGCUGCACUGCGUGCACGUCGCCGUCGCGCCCAUGAGACCUGGCCUGGCCGCCCUGACGCGCGCCUCGCCCGGCGGCUGCGCGGAGGCCGUCGUGGUGCAAGCCGCGGCCGGCGCCGCGCUCGCCGCUGAGGUCCUGGGCGCCUGCCGGCGCCUCGGCUGGUGGGCGGGCCCGGAUGCACGGCGGCGGCUGGUGGUGUCCCGCCCCGGCCCUGUCUCGGGUGUCGAGGCGGGGGGCUGGCAGGCUGCGCUGAUGGAGUCUGGGGCGCAAGGCAGCUGCUGCGUCGUGGAGCUCCAGGUCCAGGGCGCCAGCAGCGCAAGGGAGGUCGCGGCUGCCGGCUCGUGGGUGGCGCGCAGGGAGGCACAGGCCGGGCCGGUGCUGCUGUGCCCGCUGGGCGCGGGGUGCACGCUGCGUGUGCGGCCGGUCGUCGGCACAGACAGCCCCGACGAGGCCAGCCUCCGCGAGAUGGUGUCCGACCUCCAGGCGCUGGCCGUGCUGGGAGCGGCCACUGCCCAGCUCACAAACUCGCCGGGUGGGGGCGAUGCGCACCGUCCCUGGCCGGCCCACGCUCAGGGUUGCCUGCAUGCUGCGACGCUGCUCCUGGCCUUGACCCGUGCGUCAGGCCGGACCGGUGCCGUGAUGUGA